Messenger RNA from Oncorhynchus tshawytscha (Chinook salmon), 8046 nucleotides. Its product is annotated as retinal-specific phospholipid-transporting ATPase ABCA4-like. The transcript has 49 exons. Gene Ontology annotation, cellular component: membrane; intracellular membrane-bounded organelle. Gene Ontology annotation, molecular function: ATP binding; ABC-type transporter activity; lipid carrier activity. NCBI's taxonomy places the organism in Eukaryota, Metazoa, Chordata, Actinopteri, Salmoniformes, Salmonidae. The coding region runs from base 188 to 7225 and encodes 2345 amino acids. Gene Ontology annotation, biological process: lipid transport; transmembrane transport. The record is from RefSeq and is a predicted model, not a curated record.
GAUUAACUAUUCGCUGGGUCUGUAGUUACUAAAGGAACUGCGUGGUUAGCUGUUAGCACCAGACAUGGGACACACAACGCAACGUCCUGGGUUACUUUAUACUCACUACUAGAUGGUACUCCACGGUUCUAUUCUUCUGAAGUCUGUGCCCUGGUGGUGACCCCUACGACGGGUGAAGAGGAGGAUCAUGGGUACGGGCAGUCAGGUCCGAUUGCUGCUGUGGAAGAACUGGACCCUUCGCAAGAGACAGAAGAUGCGGUUCUUCAUGGAGAUUAUGUGGCCAGUGGUUCUGUUCAUUGGACUAGUGUGGCUGAGGACAGCUAACCCUUUAUACCGUCAACAUGAGUGUCACUUUCCCAACAAGGCCAUGCCCUCGACUGGCAUCCUUCCAUGGAUCCAAGGAAUCUUCUGCAAUGCCAACAACCCAUGCUUCCAGUACACCACCAGGGGAGAGGGCCCCGGGCUCGUCUCCAACUACAAUGAUUCCAUACUGGCUCGGUUCUACUUGGACGCCCAGGAGCUUCUUCUGAGUGACCCAGAGUUCCUGCAGCUGGGUCGGCUCUGGAGGGAACUGUUCACCAUGAGCACCUUCAUGGACACCCUGCGGACCAGCCCAGAACAGGUCUCAGGUCGAGGGCUGAAGGUAGAGGACAUUCUGAAGGAUGAUGAGACCCUGACGUCCUUUCUCCUAAGGGAUGUUCCUCUGUCAGAGUUUGUGGUCAAUGAGCUGGUCAAUGCCAAGAUCAGGCCUGAGCAGUUUGUGUUUGGCGUCCCUGACCUCCACCUGAAGGACAUUGCCUGCAGUCAGACCCUGCUGGAGCAGUUCAUCAUCUUCCCCAGCCGCAGGGGGCUGUACAGGGUGCACAGCAGCAUUUGUGCCCUCACACCACAGAGACUACAGACCAUAGAGGACAGGCUCUACGCCAACGUGGACUUCUUUAAACUCUUCCGUCAGCUUCCCCGGGUGUUGGAUAACCACUCCAGCGGUGUUGACCUACACUUCUGGGCCAGAGUACUCUCUGCCACCUACGAAAAGCUGCGAGAGUUGUCAGAGAGGAACAGCUCCAAAGCGCUGGUGGAGGUGAUGUCCCCCCUGCUCCAGUCCCAGGUGGGCUCUCCCCCAUCUUUCAGACAGCUGAUGGGGGCUGUGUCCAGCCUGGUGUGUGGCUACAUGGAGGGGGGCUUCUCUCGGGUGGCCUCCUUCAACUGGUAUGAGGACAACAACUACAAGGCCUUCAUGGGGAUCAACGAUAGCACCCGGGGAGGACAGGGACAGUACAUCUACGACCAUACCGCCACUCCGUUCUGUAAUGAUCUGAUGAAGGAGCUAGAGUCCAAUCCCAUCACCAGGAUCAUGUGGAGCUCUGUCAAGCCCAUGAUGAUGGGGAAGAUCCUCUACGCACCCGACUCCCCAGCCGUCAGAAAGAUCAUCAGAAACGCCAACACCACAUUUGAGGAGCUGGAGAGGCUGAGGACCAUGGGUCGGGCCUGGGAGGAGGUGGGCCCUCAGGUCUGGGCCUUCUUCCAGGACAGCGUUCAGAUGAACAUGAUCAGGGAUACCAUACGGAAUCCCACGGUGAGGGACUACAUUGACAGGAGUCUACAGGACACAGAGUUCUCCUCAAAACACAUCCUCAACUUCCUGUACAACGGGCCAAUAGAAGACAGGGACUAUGACAUGGCCAACUUUGAUUGGAGGAAUGUCUUCAACUUCACAGACCAAGUCAUCCGUAUGAUGAACCAGUAUGGAGAGUGUCUGAUCCUGGAUAAGUUCUCUGGGCUGAACGAUGAGGAGCAGAUGACCCACAGAGCUCUGAGUCUGAUGGGGGAGAGUAAGUUCUGGGCUGGCCUGGUCUUCAUGGACACCUACCCCUGGACCACCAAGGUUCCACCCCACGUCCGGUUCAAGAUCCGCAUGGACAUCGACUCAGUGGAGCGCACCAAUAAGAUCAAGGACAGAUACUGGGACCCUGGUCCUAGGGCCGACCCUGUGGAUGAUCUCCGUUACGUGUGGGGGGGGUUUGCCUAUCUGCAAGACAUGAUAGAGCAUGGCAUCAUCAGGACCCAGACAGGCAAGGACUGGCCCCUCGGUGUCUACCUACAACAGAUGCCGUACCCAUGCUACGUGGACGACCUCUUCAUGCUGACAUUGAACCGUUGCUUCCCCAUCUUCAUGGUGCUGGCGUGGGUCUACUCAGUGUCUAUGACCGUGAAGAGCAUCGUCUUGGAGAAGGAGCUCAGGCUCAAAGAGACCCUGAAGACCAUGGGGGUCACCAAUGGGGUUCUGUGGGUCACAUGGUUCAUAGACAGCUUCCUCAUGAUGGCUGCCAGCACUUCCCUGCUCACUGUGAUCAUUAUGGGUGGUAAGGUGUUGAACUACAGCAACCCUCUGAUCCUGUUCCUGUUUCUGCUAACCUUCACCACGGCCACCAUCAUGCAGUGUUUCCUACUCAGUGUCUUCUUUAACAAGGCCAACCUGGCUGCAGCCUGCAGCGGUAUCAUCUACUUCACCCUCUACCUGCCCCACAUCCUCUGCUUUGCAUGGCAGGACCGCAUCACCAAGGAUGACAAGAUCAUGGCAAGCCUGAUGUCCCAGGUGGCGUUUGGCUUUGGGACAGAGUACUUGUCCCGUUAUGAGGAGCAGGGUCUGGGUCUGCAGUGGGACAACAUCCAGACCAGCCCUCUGGAGGGGGAUGAGUACUCCUUCCUCACCUCCAUCUCUAUGAUGGCCCUGGAUACUGUACUCUACGCAGUCCUUGCCUGGUACCUCGACAACGUCUUCCCAGGGCAGUAUGGAAUUGGUCGGCCAUUUUAUUUCCCCAUCCUGCCCUCCUAUUGGCUCAACUCCAGACCCCCAAAGCCAAAAGAAUUGGAGAAACCCAGGUUUGACAACCUGGUAAACCAGGCUGAAGAGAAGCAGAAGACCAAUCAUGAACCAGGUGACGAACAGAAGACUAAGGCACCAGAUGAGGAGCUGCCAUCCUGCAAACACCAGGACAAACGAGAAAGGCUGGGGAAGGGGAAAACAGAGGAGGAGGAGGAGGAGGAGGAGGAGAACAAGAAGAACCAGGAGGAAAAACAAAAUGGAGAAAAAGAGGGUCAGCCCAGCCAUGCCUACUUUGAGGGGGAACCGGCAGGACUGGUGGAGGGUGUGUGUGUUCAGAACCUGGUCAAGGUGUUUGGUAGGGGACAAAAACCUGCGGUAGACGGACUGAGCAUCACCUUCUAUGAGAGCCAGAUCACUGCUUUCCUGGGGCAUAAUGGAGCUGGGAAGACCACCACCUUGUCUAUCCUGACGGGGAUGUUCCCUCCCACCUCUGGGACAGCCUCCAUCUAUGGGAAGGACAUCCGGACAGACAUGGACACCAUCAGGCACUCUCUGGGCAUGUGUCCCCAACACAACAUCCUCUUUCACCAUAUGACCGUAGAAGAACACAUCCUGUUCUACAGCCUGCUGAAGGGGAGGUCUCUGUCUGAGGCUCAGCUGGAGGUAGAGAACAUGCUGGAGGAUCUGGGCCUGCCCCACAAGAGAGACGAGGAGGCACAGAACCUCUCAGGCGGCAUGCAAAGGAAGUUGUCUGUUGCUAUGGCGUUUGUGGGCGGUGCCAAGGUGGUGAUCCUGGACGAGCCCACAUCGGGGGUGGACCCCUACUCCAGACGAUCUAUCUGGGACCUACUACUCAAGUACCGAUCAGGACGUACAGUGAUUCUGUCCACUCACCACAUGGACGAGGCUGACCUGUUGAGUGACCGUGUGGCCAUCAUCUCUCAGGGUCGUCUUCACUGCUGCGGCUCCCCGCUCUUCCUCAAGAACUGCUUCGGUGCCGGGUUCUACCUCACCCUGGUUCGACGAAUGAAAUACGAGGGACCCAGGACCAAGAUGAAGUGUGACUGUACUGAUGAGUGUUCGUGUAAAUGCUCCACCUGUACCACGUACAAAGAAGAGUCACCUCAAGCCAAAACCCCGGACAGACAGAUGGACGGUGACUUGUCAAGCAUCACAGGGCUGGUCCACCACCAUGUCCCAGAGGCCCGUUUGAUCGAGGCUAUCGGCCAGGAGUUGACCUACCUGCUGCCCAACCAGGGCUUCCAGCCCAGGGCCUACGCCUCCCUCUUCAGAGAGCUGGAGGAAACCCUCUCUGACAUCGGCCUCAGCAGCUUCGGGGUCUCCGACACAUCACUGGAGGAGAUAUUCCUGAAAGUGACAGCGGAUGGUGAAGCCAAAUCUGGCAAAACUACACAAGACCAGAGAUUGUGGCAGCAGACACCUCGACCCAGUGUAGGACACCACAAAGUAGCACUUUAUGUCGACCAAUCUGAAGAGGCAGACGGGGAGACCGAGGCCAACAGGCAGGGGAAUUCUGGGGGCUCGGAGGGCAGCGAGGGGCGGGGCUCUAGACAGGUCAAAGGUGUCUGUCUGGUCCUGAAACAGUUAUUUGCCCUGCUCAUCAAACGGUUUCACCACGCCACAAGAUCACAUAAGGACUUCUUUGCUCAGAUAGUUUUGCCUGCCAGUUUUUUGUUCGUAUCACUGAUGUUCACUACGAUCGUACCUCCGUUUGGAGAGUACCCCAGCCUGACCCUUAGUCCCUGGAUGUAUGGACGACAGUUCACCUUCUUCAGUAACGAGCGUAUCCUGGACCCUGAGAUGAGGUACUUUGGAGAGGUGCUGCUGAACAAGCCUGGCUUUGGGACUCGCUGCAUGGUGGAUGAACCUCUGGAGGAUUUCCCAUGUAAUAACAUCACAACGGAGUGGGAGAUGCCGCUACUGAACCCUGCUCUGAUAGACAUGUUGGAUGGACCAGAGUGGACCGCAGUUAACCCUUCCCCAGGCUGCCAGUGUAGUACCCCUAGGAAACUCACCAUGCUGCCUGUCUGCCCUGAGGGAGCAGGGGGGAUAACACCACCACAGAGGAUCCAGUCGACAGGUGAUGUUGUGGUGGACCUAACAGGCAGGAAUAUCUCUGAUUACCUGGUGAAGACUUACCCCUCCCUCAUCAAGGCCAGUUUGAAGAGCAAAUACUGGGUGAAUGAACAAAGGUAUGGAGGUAUAUCUGUCGGGGGACAGCUUCCUGUGUUAGAUGUGGACCCUAAGACCAUCCAGGACGCAGCGUCACAGCUGGGACGACUGCUCAAUGUUACUGGGGGUAAAUACUCCAAACAAACUCUGAAGGACAUAGGAACCUUCCUCCGAUACAUGGAGAGUGAAUACAAUGUCAAGGUGUGGUACAACAACAAGGGCUGGCAUGCCAUGGUGGCCUUCAUGAACGUGGCCAACAACGCCAUCCUCAGAGCCAACCUGCCCAAAGAUGCCAGCCUGGAUGUAUACGGCAUCACCACUAUCAACCACCCUCUCAACCUUACCAAGGAACAAUUGUCUGAAGUCACUGUUCUGAGCACCUCAGUGGAUGCGAUGGUGGCUAUCUGUGUUGUCUUCGCCAUGUCCUUUGUCCCAGCCUCCUUUGUGCUCUACCUCAUCCAGGAGAGGGUGACCCAGGCCAAACACCUCCAGUUCGUCAGCGGGGUCAGUCCCGUCAUCUACUGGAUGGCCAACUUCCUCUGGGACAUGGUGAAUUACUCUAUCAGUGCAGCACUGGUGGUGGCUAUUUUCAUGGUCUUUGACAAGAAGUGCUACACGUCGCCAACCAACCUCCAACCCCUGACAGCCCUGCUCAUGCUCUAUGGGUGGUCUGUGACGCCCAUGAUGUACCCCAUGUCCUACAUCUUCAGUAUUCCCAGCACAGCCUACGUCUCUCUGUCCUGCAUCAACCUGUUCAUUGGCAUCAACAGCAGUGCCAUCACCUUCAUCCUUGACCUGUUUGACAGCACAGCGGCGCUGUAUAAGUGUAACCAGCUGCUGAAGAAAAUGCUGCUGAUCUUCCCCCACUAUUGUCUUGGCCGGGGUCUGAUCGACAUGGCUAUGAAUCAGGCUGUUACUGACGUCUAUGCCCGCUUUGGCGAGGACUUCAGUCUGGACCCCUACAGUUGGGACUUUGUAGGGAAGAACCUGGUCUUCAUGGCUGUUGAGGGCUUUGUCUAUUUCAUCAUGAACAUCCUGAUCCAGUACCGCUUCUUCCUGGAUCACUGGAUCACAGAUUGUAAGACGGAUCCCAUCAUGGAGGAAGACGUGGAUGUGGCCCAGGAGAGAGAACGCAUCUAUAAUGGGGGAAGCAAGAAUGACAUCUUAAAGAUUAGAGACCUCACCAAGACAUACAUGGGGAAGACAAAGCCAGCUGUGGACAGGAUCUGUGUGGGAGUGUCACCUGGGGAGUGCUUUGGGCUCCUGGGUGUGAAUGGAGCAGGGAAGACCACCACCUUUAAAAUGCUGACCGGAGACACUGAUGUCAGCUCAGGAGAAGCCUCUGUCACUGGUCACAGCAUCCUUACCAAUAUCCUGGACGUGCACCAGAACAUGGGCUACUGCCCGCAGUUUGAUGCCAUAGAUGAUCUGCUGACUGGCAGAGAGCACCUCCAUCUGUAUGCCCGCCUCAGAGGGGUGCCUGAGUCCGAGAUCAGCAAGGUGGCAGACUGGGCAAUUCAGAAGCUGGGUCUGGCUGACUAUGCUGGCCACACAGCCGGGACCUACAGCGGCGGCAACAAGAGAAAACUAUCCACGGCCAUUGCCAUGAUCGGCUGUCCUCCUCUGGUCCUGCUGGACGAGCCCACGACAGGCAUGGACCCCCACUCACGUCGUUUCCUGUGGAACUCCAUAAUGAGUGUAAUCCAAGAUGGCCGAGCAGUGGUCCUCACCUCACACAGUAUGGAGGAGUGUGAGGCUCUGUGUACCCGUCUGGCUAUUAUGGUCAAUGGCACCUUCCAGUGUCUUGGUACCAUCCAGCACCUCAAAUACAAGUUUGGUGAUGGUUACGUGGUCACCAUGAAGAUCCAGGCCUCCACACCAGGUUGUCCCCCAGACCUGAACCCAGCCGAGGCCUUCAUGGAGAGCACCUUCCCUGGCUGUGUCCAGAGGGAGAAACACUACAACACUCUGCAGUAUGAAAUCGCCUCUUCCUCCCUGGCUAGGAUCUUCCAGCUGGUCCUGGCCAACAAGGACCGCCUCAAUAUAGAGGACUACACCGUCUCCCAGACAACACUAGAUCAGGUGUUUGUGAACUUUGCCAAGCAGCAGUCAGGAGAGGACGACGGCAUGGUGCUGCAUCCGAGGGCCGCUGGGGCACGGAGAAAAGAAAUCAAGGUCACACCCCUAAGUUGUCUGGGGAAAUGAGCCGUCCCUCCCCACACGCACAGACACACACACAUGCGCGUUUGUGCGUAAACACUCGCACACACCCACACACAUGCACGCGUAAACACACACACACACACACACACACACACACACACACACACACACACACACCAGAAACUCAGACAGGAAUAGUUGUCUGGGGAAUUGAACGCUGAACGCUCCUAGAGGAACGUGGAGGAUAGUGGAGAAUGUUGACUAGUUGGUGACACUACUGGUGACUGGUGAGAGACUAGUUGGUGAUACUACUGGUGACUGGUGAGAGACUAGUUGGUGACACUACUGGUGACUGGUGAGAGACUAGUUGGUGACACUACUGGUGACUGGUGAGAGACUAGUUGGUGAUACUACUGGUGACUGGUGAGAGACUAGUUGGUGACACUACUGGUGACUGGUGAGAGACUAGUUGGUGACACUACUGGUGACUGGUGAGAGACUAGUUGGUGACACUACUGGUGACUGGUGAGAGACUAGUUGGUGAUACUACUGGUGACUGGUGAGAGACUAGUUGGUGACACUACUGGUGACUGGUGAGAGACUAGUUGGUGACACUACUGGUGACUGGUGAGAGACUAGUUGGUGACACUACUGGUGACUGGUGAGAGACUAGUUGGUGACACUACUGGUGACUGGUGAGAGACUAGUUGGUGACACUACUGGUGACUGGUGAGAGACUAGUUGGUGACACUACUGGUGACUGGUGAGAGACUAGUUGGUGACACUACUGGUGACUGGUGAGAGACUAGUUGGUGACACUACUGGUGACUGGUGAGAGACUAGUUGGUGACACUACUGGUGAC